AGUAAUGUGUGUGUGCGUGGUGUAUGUGUGUGUCUCGCAUGUGAGAGUGAGAGUGUGAGAGAGUUUGCAGUGUGGCUGGAAAAAAGCUCCCGGCUCGGACACUGUCACCGCUUUGCACCGCAGCGGAGCUCCGUGUUCCUACAUGCAAGUUACCGUCGCGACUCCACAACCGUUGGCCAGCGAUGACUGAAAGCCCCGCGACCAAGCCAGCCGAUGGGGAAGUGUGUCAGCGAGCGAAGAACGGAUUGAAGCCAGAGAGAAACGGCUUGGUGAAGAGCCUACACAGCUGCCACGAGCAGCAGCACAAGCACCACUGCCACCCCGAGGAGGAGGAGAUCCACACAGCCUCCCAUCAUGGCAGCCUGUACAGUCGGCCCUUCAUUGAGUCUUUCGAGGAGACGCCCAUGCUGGUGGCAGUACUCACCUACAUGGGCUAUGGCAUCCUGACCAUCUUCGGCUACCUCCGUGACUUUCUCCGUCACUGGAAGAUCGAAAGGUGCUACAUCGCCAGGGAGAAGGAGGAGCAAAAAGACUUUGUUCCCCUCUACCAGGAUUUUGAGAACUUUUACACCCGAAACCUCUACAUGCGAAUCAGAGACAACUGGAACAGGCCCAUAUGCAGCGUCCCUGGGGCCAAAAUGGACCUUAUGGAACGGGUGUCCCAUGACUACAACUGGACCUUUGAGUACACCGGCCGGGUAGUGCAGGAUGUGAUUAACUUGGGCUCGUAUAAUUAUCUCGGCUUCGCUGAGAAUACGGGUUCAUGUGCUGAGUCUGCAGCCGAGGUCACCAUGAAGUACGGCGUCGGAGUUGCGAGCACCAGGCAGGAGACUGGUAACCUGGACAGACACGAGGAGAUGGAAAAACUGGUCGCUAAGUUCCUUGGUGUGGAGUCAGCCAUGGCGUUUGGGAUGGGGUUUGCAACCAACUCCAUGAACAUACCAGCACUGACAGGCAAGGGCUGUCUGAUUCUGAGUGAUGAACUGAACCAUGCCUCUCUGGUCCUGGGAGCCAGACUCUCUGGGUCCACCAUCAGAGUCUUCAAACACAACAAUAUGCAGAGUCUUGAGAAACUGCUGAGAGAAGCCAUAGUUCACGGCCAGCCCAGGACUCACAGACCAUGGAAGAAGGUCCUUAUAGUGGUAGAGGGCAUUUACAGCAUGGAGGGAAGUAUAGUCCGCCUGCCAGAAGUCAUAGCCCUAAAGAAGCGCUACCGGGCUUACCUCUACCUAGACGAGGCCCACAGCAUAGGGGCUCUGGGGCCGAGAGGGAGAGGUGUGGUCGAUUACUUCGGCCUAGAUCCCUGUGAUGUGGAUGUCAUGAUGGGCACAUUUACCAAGAGCUUUGGCGCUGCAGGGGGAUACAUCGCAGGGAAAUGGGAGCUCAUUGAGUACCUGCGCUCCCAUUCCCACAGUGCGGUCUACGCCACCUCCAUGUCUCCUCCUGUGGUGGAGCAAAUCAUCACUUCUAUGAAGUGCAUUAUGGGAGAAGAUGGCACAAAAAUAGGCAGUGAACGCGUGCGACAGCUGGCGGAGAGCACGGUCUAUUUCCGCAAGAGGCUUCGAGAAAUGGGCUUCAUCAUCUACGGCAACGACGACUCUCCUGUCGUACCCAUGAUGCUCUACAUGCCUGCCAAGAUAGGAGCGUUCGGGAGGGAGAUGCUGAAGAGGAACAUCGGGGUGGUGGUCGUGGGCUUCCCCGCCACGCCCAUCAUCGAGUCCCGGGCACGCUUCUGCAUCUCAGCAGCCCACACGAAAGAGAUGCUCGACAGGGCUCUGAGUGUCAUCAGUGAGGUAGGAGACCUCCUUCAGCUCAAGUACUCCCGACACAGAAUACAGCCGUCUUUGGCGCGGCCCGUUGACGAUAAUGUGUUUGAGGACAUUGACGACUGAUGAACCACUCCUCCCCUGAAGUGGUGUGAACCUGAACAGCCCCAGAAAAUAUAGAACGGGUCAAGACGGAUAACAAGUCUUCCACAAGGACCGAGAUGUGCACAGGUGCCCCUUGUCACUAGCUUGCCAUAACAUAACCCCCCGCCCACAACAAAAGGAAAACACUUAAAACUGUCAUUUAAUUCUACUUUGCCUUACCUAAACAUGCAGAACUAGUGGUGAACGCACUGAAAAACAGCACGUCUGCUUUUUAGUGUGUACUUUUUAUUUCUUUUUUUUUUCUUUUAAUCAUUUUGUGUCAGAGAAUUUUUUUCAUUUGGGUGUGUGUGUGUGUGAACGUUGGUAAUGCUUAUAGACUUCAUCAUGUUAAACCUUGUUGUUACGUAUGUGACAUGGACAGAUGUCAGCUUUCCAAAUGCCUCUGAAAUUGUGAGAUUUUGGGAUAUUUUUCACGUUAUGAAAUAUUUUCAUAUUAUCUAAAGUGAACUUGAUAAAGUUGGAUUGCUUUUAAUCAUUCAAAAUUAAAUGAUGAAAAACCAUAUCAUCUUUAAUUCAGAGCAGUUCAGAUCAGUCAUUGGUGCCAUAGACUAAAAACAGAAAGCACUGGAUGUCGCAUUGUUUGCACAGGACCGUACAAGUCCCUGUUACUUUAGCUCCAAGUUGCAGAGUCUGUUUUUUAGAACAUAUUACACAAAAUGAAAUGGGCUUGGCUGAAAUAGACAGGCCGUCCCUAGUCUGAGGAUUAGAUAAUUAAAUGAUUCAGAUCUGGAACUCCUGCCAUUAGACAAUUUAUGUUGUUUUGUCCGUGACCAUUUGACCUUGUUCAUAUUCUGGUGGCAGAAGGUCCAACUUCCUAGAACUUCCAUUCUUUUGAGACUUGUUUUUUGGUGGCAGUGUUCACUCUAUUAGGUGCCUUUUAGUUUUGCUGAUUUUUGCUGAUAUUUUUUAUGUUAAACUUUACCUAAUCUUUCUUUUUUUUUUUUUUUUUUUGGUAAACAAGACCAGUCUACAACACCAACAACACCUACAACCAAACUGCUCCUUAAACGUCACUUGACCAAACAUUUCCAAUCCAAUCACCAUUUUGACAACAUUAAAUUGCUGUCAUUCCAUUCUUAGCUCUUUAGGCAUGCCAAAAAUAUAGAACUUCAGAAAAAUACACAUAUCCACUUUCUUUCCAAAGGUACUUGACAAAAUCAAUACUGCUCUCAAGUCUGUGUGCUAAAAAUGGAGCUAAAAAAAGCUGACUAGCUUAAGUAGCCCGAAGAAAGAUAGUUCCAGCUCUUAACUCCCUGUAAAACCAUCAAACAGUUGCUUUUACGUUUUGAUUUUUGUAUCAGUUAAACAAACAUCUAACAUGUCACUUAGUAAAAUUUUAAGGUGCUAGUACACAGAUUUAACAGAGCCAAGCUAGCUGUUUCCCCUUUUUUCCCCACUCUUUCAGCUAAGCUAAAUUAAACGCUUGCUUUCUCUUGCUUCAUAUUUAGCAUACAAACAAGAGUGUGGAAUAGCCUACAUUUUUUUCAACUAAGUCUUAACAAGAAAACCAAUAAGCAUAUUUCUCAAAACGUCAAAACAUUGCUGUAAUUUUGGGACCAGUUAAUGCUAGCUACAUUAAGCUAAUUCACUUUGUGGCAAAGUGGAAAUGGAUCCAAAGCACUAGCAUACAUGUCUUUAGCCGUGUUAUCCGCACUCAGAGAAAAGGUUUAUUCUGCAUAGCUAAUACAGCAUUUAAAAAAAUAAAGUUUCUCUGGCAGCUCUACAAGCAAAGGUUGAUAUCAUUUUUAUCUGUAUCCAUUCUAAAUGGAAAAAGUAAAACAGCUAUUCUGCUUUCUAACAAAUAUUUUGUUGUGUCUUUUGUCACCUUUAAAUGAGUAAUUUUGCUAAUUUUGUCAUUGGCAUUUUAGCUAAUAGUAUUUUUGCAUUUUAAAGUGAAAUCAUUCAACAGAAUUGUAGCUGAUAUAUAUCCCACUGCAACAAACUUAUGGAAUAUAACUAGUAGUACAAAAGUAGUUUACAGUAGAGCUUAUAUAUGUGCUGUCAGCAAAAAGUUGGUAUUUUAAUCGACCAAUGAAAAUGCAAGUUUUUUUUAAUGAGAACUUAAACAUUCAGACUCAUAGUCACUUACAGCCACUGGAAAAAUGGAAAGAAAUGUCAGUUGAAACUUGAAUGGGGAAUUUGAUUCCAGAGCAUCUGUAACGCAUGAUUUUGACUGGCCUGUUCUUCCCACAUCAAUGUUACAUGUCACCAUCACCGGCAUUAUUGUUAUUUUUUGUUGACUGACCAUUUUAGUUCAUGUGUUUGUGUAAGCUGAUUUAAUUCACGUGUUUGUGUAGACUGAUUUAGUUCACGUGUUUGUACCAUUUAAAGUCUUACAGAUUCAUUUUUACUGAAAGGCCAAUACCUGUCCAGUGUAAUGCAAGUGUAAGCUGCUGUUCUCUAUGUGCAGAGGGUCAGUUUAGUCAGUUCAGGAAUAAAGAAAAACAAAAACAAUAAAUUAUAUUUAUAUAUUCAUAUCUCCAGGCCUGACAGGAGAAUAUUUAAAUUAUUAAGACUAAACUAGUCUGGAUGUAAUUCAGCAUUGUUGGUAAGUUCCUUCAUUCUCACUCAUCUCUUGGGUGCUUAUUAGUAAUGAGAUCAUUGCUUUGUGUCUGAUAAUGUUGUUUUAAUGCCUUGUAAAACAAAGUGCUAUCUCUGUGCUGUGACUCAAAAGUCAUAAAUAACUUUAAUCAAUCUCUUGUGAGAGGAGAUGUUUGUGUGUGUGUGUGUGUGUGUGUGUGUGUGUGUGUGUGUGUGUGUGUGUGUGUGUGUGUGUGUGUGUGUGUGUGUGUGUGUGUGUGUGAUUGCUGGCAUGGUUUUGGGUAAUAAUGUAUGUGUUGCUUCACUUUUGCUUUGCUUUUCUUCCAUGUACACACCUGUCUUUUGAACUCUUGAUCUUUACAAUGCGCUAUUGAGCUUUCACACUCCUUAAUAAAGGCAGCUGUAAGAAAAAAAAAAA
Molecule: messenger RNA, 4890 nt
Organism: Toxotes jaculatrix (banded archerfish)
Lineage: Eukaryota; Metazoa; Chordata; Actinopteri; Toxotidae
Product: serine palmitoyltransferase 2-like
Exons: 12
Coding region: 183-1892 (569 amino acids)
Biological process (GO): sphingosine biosynthetic process; ceramide biosynthetic process
Cellular component (GO): serine palmitoyltransferase complex
Molecular function (GO): pyridoxal phosphate binding; serine C-palmitoyltransferase activity
Source: RefSeq, a predicted model, not a curated record